AUGAAGUUCAUCACGUAUGGAGCCUACGUAUGGCUUCCGCUCAUCACGGGUUUGGUGUGGUUCGGGAUGCUGGUUGGAUUGCUAUUAUUUUGGCUUGUAUCUGCUCAUGGACAGAAAUAUCGGCCGGAUGAAGGAAGCAUUCUAUUUAUAUCGGAUAUUGGCGCAGCCCAUCUGAGUUGGUUCACGCCCGGAUGCACCUUGGUUUUCUUAUUUUAUUCAAUUACUUUACUCGCCGAAAGAUGGCUGAGACAUCACCAACGUAUACCACAAGUGGUUGGGAAGCGGCAGCGAUUUUGGGGGUAUUCCACCGCGCUUAACGGCAUAUUAGGCGGCUUUUCCCUCAUGAUGUUAUCGUUCUUGGAUACAUUCAACCAUCCGACCGCUCAUUGGUGUUUUACGUUUACGUUCAUGAUAUUUAUAGCAAUCAGCUCGUUCAGUCAAGUUGCUGAGGUUUUCUUUCUCCACAAAGAAUACCCCGAUCGGGCACAUUUGAAGCGCAACGCUUUACUCAAGUUCUCCAUCGUGUCGAUCUCUGCAGUCCUUGGUGUCGUUUUUGGAAGUUUGUACAUGACAUGCGGAGGCAAAUCUACCACGUGGCGCGGUAAUCUACUGCUAUCUGCAUCCGCCAUAUGCGAAUGGUCUGUUGCUUUUCUGCUGACGUUCUACUUUCUGACGUUUACUUUAGACUUUUGGCCCGCUGCCAAAACUUCUUCAAGAUUCAAAGGUCAAAUAGAAUCAAGGUUCCUGCAGGAGUCAAAAAAUUCAGAUAACUUUGAUACAAAACUUGCUUUGGAAAAAGGGGUUGUACCAUCUGAACUCGACCAAGCUGAUCUUCCACCGCAAAAACAGCUGGCAGUCAUCUAA
Molecule: messenger RNA, 864 nt
Organism: Puccinia triticina
Lineage: Eukaryota; Fungi; Basidiomycota; Pucciniomycetes; Pucciniales; Pucciniaceae
Exons: 6
Coding region: 1-864 (287 amino acids)
Cellular component (GO): plasma membrane
Source: RefSeq, a predicted model, not a curated record